Vitrella brassicaformis is the source of this 1466-nucleotide messenger RNA. The record is from the annotation of a GenBank genome assembly. NCBI's taxonomy places the organism in Eukaryota, Vitrellaceae.
UGUCCAUCAGACUUCCGAUGCGUGCUCGUUUGUUUGUCUGUCGCGGUGGCGUGGCGACGACACACCAGACCGUUGCACACGGCACCGCAACGACAGGCAAAUGAGCACGCGCCAACCACGUCACGUCACACGAGCUCACACACCCACACAACACAAGACACACACUAUUUAUCAUGAGUAUGUCACCCCUGCCCAUGCCUGUGACGGCGCUCAUACAUAGAUAGCAUAGAUACCUCCCUCGAUGAGCGGAGCGGAGUGCGCUGUGCCGCCACAUGUUGCAAUAGCAAAAAGGCUGACUGAUCGAAAACUGCUCGUGCAAUAAAUACAUACACAUCAACACAUACAGCAUGGCGAAUCGGGCACAGGCACUGGAAUACAGCAACAACGGAGGCCGUCGAGGAUGCUACCUACCGGGUGAUAAAACCACACACAUGAAUCACCGACCGACUCUGGCUAAGGUACACACACCAUUCCAACCAACCCUGCACUCACCCCACGCACAAUCACGGUACAAAAAGGAUCUCUCUCCCUGCCUGCCUGCCCGGCUCUCCCUCCUGUCAGUCAGUUUGUUAGCAUCAGCAUCAGCAGCAGCAGAAGCGCUUUGUCUUGGGGCCAGCGGCUCGUCGUACGGGCGGCUCAUAGACGUAGUAGGGGUAGCCGUGCAGGUAGGGGUAGUACUGGGGAGGGUAUCCUGCACCUGCAUAAGUGGCGGGAUAGCUGCCGUAGCCGGGAUGGCUGCCGUAGCCGUAGGCGCCAUACGCUCCGGGAUAACCCUGCAUGUACCCUGCACACACCGCACCGCACCAGACACCACACACCAGAGAGAAGCACGACAGACAGGCAAAUCAUCCGGUAGGCCAUUCUUGGAUUGGAUGCGUUUCAGAUUCUUUUCUCACCGGCCAUAGCAGCAGCAUGUACGUCAGCGGCGUUGCUUGCCUCUGCCAUGGGUGCCAUGGCCAUAGCGGUGCCGGCACCCAUCUUGCCCGCCUCCGUCCCAUGACCCGCCAUGGUCGGCGCCCCAUUCGACGCACCGGCAGCACCACCACCGCCGCCCACUCCAGCAGCAGCAGCAGUGUGUGGCCCAGCAGAGAGGCCGUAGGCCGGCAUGGGCAUGGGCAGUCCGGCGGGCAGGUAUGGGUAUCCUCCCACUCCAGGGUGGUAGGGAGGGGGGUUGUAUGAGUACGACGAGGCGGGAGAAGCCGAGGCGGCCGGCGCAGGCAUCGUCGACGAGUCCAUGAUCCUCGGGGGAGGAGGGGGAGCUGGAGCUGUCUGCCAAAUGCCUCUUCCUGCGGGGGGCGGUGCUGGUGCUGGCGCUGGUGCUGGUGCUGCUGCUGCUGGGGGAUAUCGUGCGUGAAUGGGCGGAUGCUGAACAAGAUCUGCGCGUGGUGGAUCAGGGACGUAGAUGAUGUGCUCAAAUGACACAAACGACAUGCGCGGGUAAGCACGUCGCCACACAGAUCCUGACG